Molecule: messenger RNA, 2049 nt
Organism: Penicillium cosmopolitanum
Lineage: Eukaryota; Fungi; Ascomycota; Eurotiomycetes; Eurotiales; Aspergillaceae
Product: Zn(II)2Cys6 transcription factor
Exons: 2
Coding region: 1-2049 (682 amino acids)
Biological process (GO): positive regulation of transcription by RNA polymerase II; DNA-templated transcription
Molecular function (GO): zinc ion binding; sequence-specific DNA binding; DNA-binding transcription factor activity, RNA polymerase II-specific
Source: RefSeq, a predicted model, not a curated record
AUGGCUGCUACUGCGCUCUUUCUGCCGGGAAGCAGUAUUGAUGCUCCUCUUCCUGAAGGCCAUGUCUCUAACACUAUCCUCCCUUCGCCACAAUCAUCACAAUCGCACGAUGGCCCCCAAGGGGAUGUCUUUGGAGAUAUCCCUGAUCCUCAAUUUAUUAAACCUUCCGCAUUCACUCAAAGCUCAUCUUUCCGAAACGUAUCAGCCUGUCAUCGAUGUCGAAUGCGAAAACACAGGUGUGACCAACAAUUACCAAAGUGUCGAUCCUGCGAAAAAGCCCAGGUUCGAUGUGUCGGCUACGAUCCGAUCACCAAACAAGAGAUACCUCGCAGUUACGUAUAUUUUUUAGAGAAUAGGGUGGACUAUCUGAAGGAAAUCUUGUUAAAGCACAAUAUCAAUUUCCAAUCCGCAAUUCCUUUGAACGACGAUGGAGCAAACUGCAACACUGCUGCAACAUCCAUCUCAACAUCAUCCGCAAAGGUUGAAGCAGUGGCUUCAAGUGGAAAAAUCUCCGAUGAAAUACCACUUGAUACAGAAAUACCUGAGCUCUCCAAUUCCUUCCAUUCUGUGAUUCUCGAUCUUCUUUCUGGUAAAGACACGAAACUAGAAAUCACAAGGAUAAAUGAGGUCGACCGUCGUGCUGGCAACCAACAAACUUCGGCUCAACCGUCUUUGUUCCGCUUCGGAUUUCAAAGCAGCGUCAAAGGCUCUAUGGAGCUUCCAGAGCGCGAGACAGCAGAGAAGCUCGUGGAUGAGUAUUUCAUUCACACUAACCUCCAUGUGCCCGUGUUAAAUCGACCUGACUUCGAAAAGGUCUUCGAUCAGAUAUACUAUAGCGAAAGUUCCGACCACCCCAAAGAUCAACUCUACUUUGUCUUCAUUGUGUUUGCAAUUGGUGCUGCCUCUGUCACGAGGUCUCAUGAAGCUACCCCGGGCCCUGAGCUGCACUUUCGCACCAGAUCAAGAAAGCGGAAAAGACCAUCAAUGCAAAUCCUAGCUGCAGAGGAAUACCACGCUUCCGCAAUAACCUGCCUAGGGCACUGCCUUGACUCAUGUGGGAACUUCAAUCUAUUUGGUGAUUUUGAGGGCCUUCAAGCCCUCAUCCUUCUCUGCAGCUUCGCUCUUUUCAAGUCAACCGCUCCGGGGCUUGCAAAUCUUCUCGACAUCGCCAUACGCUCAGCAAUAGAUCUUCGGCUAUACAAUGAACAGGAUAGCCCUUCCAAUAUGCUCAAUCUCGCUUCAAAGUCUCCAUUUGACGAAGCGCAUCGUGAUUGGAUCAAAGAUCUACGGCGACGGCUAUGGUGGUGUGUUUACAGCCUGGAUCGAUUAGUCGCACCAUAUCUAGAAAGGCCAUUUUUUAUUCCGGACGAUGUUAUUACGACUCAAUUUCCUUCUAUACUGGACGACCAAUUCAUCACGCGACGUGGAAUAUUGGCCUCUGUCGAUAACAAAAGCGGGUAUAAGUAUGCCACAUUGAGAAGCCUUGACUAUUCAACUCUUGCUGCUGUCUCAGUUCUAGAUAAACUGGAAGAUAAAUGUCACUUCGCGAAAAGGUCAAUGGCCACUCUUAAGUCAAUGGCCACUCUCACAAUGCAAAUGAAGCUAUCAACGGCCGAAUUCGCGACGCCACCCAGCUGCUUCACACACCCUAGUGUUUCCAAGGAAACGUUGCCAAGUUUACCUACAAACACCCGAAUGCCGGAUUUGCGACAGUUCCAAGGUCAAAUAUCUCACGACGCUGAUCCCGCUGGGAACGCUUCUCUACAAGAUUCUUUUCAGUUUCCGCGGUCAGAGUUUCCACCCAUCCGCUGCGAGGAUGAAACUUCAAAGUUUAAGCUCGCUGAAGACUCUUUGAGCAAGAUCCCUACAAUUACAAGGGACCCAGAAGACAACAUAAAAUACAAGUCUAUGGAUUUCAAACCAUCCGAGGAGGCUUGUGUUUUUCAAGGGCAAUAUCGACCCCAGAAAGCCUCCAGUCAUGGAAUAACUCCAACGUUGAAGCGUCAAAGUACCUUUCAAAUGCUUGGUGUCAUACUAGUGAGCCUUUGA